AUGGCUGCUUUCCAAGUUAUUCAUAUGGAUAUAACUGGAAAGCUAGGCACUUCAGAUGAUCAGCAGUAUGUCAUAGUCACCAUUGACGCUUUUUCGAAGUACGUUCUGCUCUGCUUCGCCAGCAACAAGAACCCACACAUUACAUUAGCUGCUCUGAAACUCACUGUACAUCUAUUCGGUACACCAAUUCAAGUAAUAGUCGAUGGAGGAAGGGACUUCCUUGGCGAGUUCAAAGACUAUUGUGACCACGCUGGAAUAAAUAUUCACGCCAUAGCUCCAGAAGUAAGCCGAGCGAAUGGUCAAGUAGAAAGGGUUAUUGCAACUCUCAAAAAUGAAUUGGUGAUGAUUAAAAACUACGAAGCAGAGCAGUGGCACACUACGCUUGAGGAACCGCAAUUAGCAAUGAACUGUACAGCUCUAUAUAUCUUAUAG
Molecule: messenger RNA, 432 nt
Organism: Parnassius mnemosyne (clouded apollo)
Lineage: Eukaryota; Metazoa; Arthropoda; Insecta; Lepidoptera; Papilionidae
Source: the annotation of a GenBank genome assembly